CACACAUCGCCACUUUGUUGACAUUUUCACGCCGCUUGACAUUGCUGUAUUGUAUAGUUUCUGCAUUUGUUUUGACCAUAAAACUUCGUAUAUUUGCUUUAUCUGGAAGUGAUUGUAUUUGCCUGCUGUUUGGAGCUAUAGGUAGUAAGAAUGUGACGAAGUUUGAUAAAUCAGUGCUUUUAUCAGUUUUGAACGAGUAGUACAGAUAGAAUUGUUGGGAUCUAGCGGGCCACCAGUUAUGUGCGAGGAUCGUUCAGCAUGGAAGUGUUAACAAUCUAACGUAGCCCUGGUCAAAUCAUCACCUCACCAUGGAAGGUGAUCCCAACCUGAAAUCCGAGCAUGCAGAGAUACGUUCUUUUGUUCUCUUCAAAAACCACACCGAGCGGACGGUGGACAUCUACUGGGUGAACUAUUCGUCAAAGUUCAUUCACUACUCGGCCCUAGCUCCGGCUGCUCAGGUGCCGGUCAAUACCUACGUGACCCAUCCGUGGGUAUUCAUCGACAAGAUGACCGGCGAACGGAUGCUGGUCAGCAGUAAGCCUGUCUACUACCCGGAACCAUGGUACACGAACAUUGACAGCAACGGAAAGCUGAACCGAAUCGAAGUUCGAAUACAUUACCCUCUGCGAAGCUUGAAGGACAUCUGCACGUGGAAAGUUUUCUCUUCACUGCAGCAGAAGCACAACUUUCUCGAACUGGAAAUUCCAAGGACUCUGGUCGUCGAUCUGAGGUCUUGCUAUAAUCUCUACCUAAUGAGUAAUAAGCUAGCUAAGUAAGGGACAAGUGAUUUUGAUUAAGAUUUAGAAUUAAGUAGGCCAACUUGGUGGGACAAUUUUCCAGAAUUUUUUAUUCACUGGACAAGCAAAUAAAGGACAAUGUUCUUGAAGUAAAAUAAAAGUCGUAAAAAAACUCAGACUAGA
Molecule: messenger RNA, 920 nt
Organism: Aedes albopictus (Asian tiger mosquito)
Lineage: Eukaryota; Metazoa; Arthropoda; Insecta; Diptera; Culicidae
Gene: Vhl
Product: protein Vhl
Exons: 2
Coding region: 309-776 (155 amino acids)
Source: RefSeq, a predicted model, not a curated record